UGCUAGUUUGACAGACGUUAUUUGAGUGCAGUAUUUUAGAGUAAUCCAGUCUCUCCCUUUUGCCGCAAACAUGGCGUCAGCUCCGUCUGGAAAGAAGAAGGGGAGGAAGAAGGGAGUGCCCAUCGAUCUCAAUGUCUUUCUCAGUAACACCAAGGGAACACCAGAUGGCAAGGCCAUCACCAUCACCAAGACCGGCAACAGCUGGGCCGACCAGAUGGACUUCGAGGCCGAGGAGAAGACGGUGGUGCUGCCGACGGCGCCCUCCAGCGUGCGCUGCGGUCUGAACGUGGACCUCGACCGGGUGCCCAUGACGGGGCCGUUCAAGCUGUUCAUCGCCAACGUGUCCUACGACGCCAACGAGGAGAUGGUGGCCAGCAUGUUCCAGGGUCUGGACGUGCGGAACGUCAGUCUGCCGUGCGACGACAGCGGCCGAUUCCGAGGGUUCGGCUACGUCGAGUUCGGCAACCGUGACGAUCUGAUCGAGGCGCUGCACAUGGACGACCUGGAGGUGGCUGGCAGGAAGCUGCGUAUCGACCUGAAGACGCCCAGCGAGCGAGACCAGCAGCAGCAGUCGCGCGGCUACUCGUCGUUCGGCCGCGACGAGGACCGCGACCGCGCCGAGGACGACGGCGACUGGCGAGCGGGACCGCGCGCAGCGCCGGCGCGCACCAACAGUGACUGGCGCUCGGGUCCGCCCGGCGGCGGCGACCGGCCCGACCGCAGCGGCGGCGACAGCGACUGGCGCGGAGGACCGCGCGGCGGCGGCGGCGGCGGCUCCGACUUCGGUGGUGGUUACGGUCGUGACCGUGAGCGUGAGCCGACGAUGGCCAGCAAGCCGGGCAGCAAGUACGAGGCGGUGCCGUCCUUCAACGACUACCGGGGCGGCGGAGGCGGCUACGGCUCGGACCGAAGAAGCGACGACCGGUAUGGCGGCCGUGACGACCGGUUCGGGGGUCGUGACGAUCGGUACGGCGGUCGUGACGAUCGGUACGGCGGUCGUGACGACCGGUAUGGUGAUAGAGGUCGCGGCUAUGGCGGUGGUGGUUAUGGGUAUGACAGGCGCGGCGACGUGCGGGGGUAUGACUCCCGGUACGACCGUGGGUAUGGCGACAGAGACCGUGGCGGAGGCGGCGGCGGAUUCGACAGGCGGGAUGACCGGUACGGCGACAGAGGUCGUGACGACAGGUACGGCGGAUCGCGCUUCGGUUCACGGGACGGUCCCCGUUACGACUCACGAGAUGGCCCGCGUUACGACUCACGGGACGGACCGCGAGACGGACCGCGUUACGACUCGAGGGAUGGACCUCGAGACGGUCCGCGUUACGACUCGAGGGAUGGACCACGUUACGACUCACGCGAUGGUCCCCGGGACGGACCGCGCUACGACGACCGGCCGCCGGCCGAGUCGGACCGGCCGCCGGCCGAGCGGCCCAAGCUGAACCUGAAGCCGCGCUCGGUGCCCUCGGACGACAUCGGCAAGCCGGCCGCCUCCAGCAGCAUCUUCGGCGGCGCCAAGCCGGUGGACACGACGGCGCGCGAGCGGGAGGUCGAGGAGCGCCUCAAGGCGACACGCAUCGACGACCGUCCGGCGCGGCCGACGGAGCCGGCCUCGGGCUCCCAGCGGCGCGCCGAGGCCUCGCGAGACAUCCGGCUCAGCGAGCCGGCGCGCGGCAAGGACAGUCAGAAGCCGGCGGAUAGUGCCGGCUCGAGGGAGACAAAUGGAAAGGCGGCCGACGGCGCAGAAAAGAAGGAGCGGGCGCCGCGGCCUCCCAAAACGUUGGAGGACAAGCCGGCCGUGUUCGUCGAGCAGAGCCGGUUCAGCGCACUGGCAGAGGACGAGGAGGCUUAGACGCGGCGGCACCGCAUAUAGCCGCCCCAGCAGAGCGCCACAGUACGCGCACGACACGACCGGCCGGCGGGCCGCAGCAGGCCGCCCAGCCCGACACGGAGCCGGACGGCGGCCCAUUCCGGUCCCGGCGGCCACAGCCGGCCCCGGGCCACCCGGCGGCGGCGGCCCGAGCAGUCGCUCGCGGCGGCCGGGAAGACGACGCAACACUAGGGGACGAAGGAGGGAGCGGCGGGAGGACGACCGGGCCCGCCCAGUGCCGGCGGCGCGACAAACCGCCGGCAGACGGGCGCCGGGCCGCAAUCAUUAUCCAAAUUGGUAGUCGGAUAAAGGGUACUUUUGUAUUCUUAUGUCAUUUGGCAAAUAUAUGUAACAACCGUGUG
Amphibalanus amphitrite is the source of this 2229-nucleotide messenger RNA. Its product is annotated as eukaryotic translation initiation factor 4B-like. The transcript has 14 exons. NCBI's taxonomy places the organism in Eukaryota, Metazoa, Arthropoda, Thecostraca, Balanomorpha, Balanidae. The coding region runs from base 71 to 1849 and encodes 592 amino acids. Gene Ontology annotation, molecular function: RNA binding. The record is from RefSeq and is a predicted model, not a curated record.